Messenger RNA from Fraxinus pennsylvanica, 360 nucleotides. The record is from the annotation of a GenBank genome assembly. Lineage: Eukaryota; Viridiplantae; Streptophyta; Magnoliopsida; Lamiales; Oleaceae.
AUGGCCAAGAGACCCUUCAAGUUGGAACACCCCCUCGAGAGGCGACAGGCAGAAGCUGCUCGAAUCAGGGAAAAGUAUCCUGAUAGAAUUCCGGUUAUUGUGGAGAAGGCAGAAAAAAGUGAUAUACCAGACAUUGAUAAGAAGAAAUAUCUGGUUCCUGCUGAUCUGACUGUUGGACAAUUUGUGUAUGUUGUCCGAAAGAGGAUUAAGCUCAGUGCUGAAAAGGCCAUUUUUAUCUUUGUCAAGAACAUUCUUCCGCCAACUGCUGCUAUGAUGUCUACAAUUUAUGAGGACAAUAAGGAUGAGGAUGGUUUCCUAUACAUGACUUACAGUGGGGAGAACACAUUUGGAGCAUUCUGA